AUGGCAAGUCGUCGACGUUUAGUAUUAACACCACCAUCCAAACCAGUAUCAUCUCGUGUCAAUCGCUAUGUUUCAAAUAUGGUUAAUAGUAUUUGUCGUUCCUUAAUGACUAAAACAGCUUUGGAGAGUCCAUUUUAUGCUAAACAAACGUCUUGUACGUAUUGGGAGCAAUGCUUUGAAAAUUUACAAUAUUUAGGACAAGGAUCGUUUGCCCAGGUUUAUAAAGUACGAAAUAAAGAAGAUGGCCAGUUAUAUGCAAUUAAACGCUCAAAAGAAAAAUUUCGAGGUGUUUCUGAUCGAGCUCGAAAAUUGCAAGAAGUUACAUUUCAUGAGACAUUAGGAUCACAUUCAAAUAUCUUAAGAAUAAUUCGUGCAUGGGAAGAACGCGAUCGAUUGUAUAUUCAAACAGAAUUAUGUAUCACAAAUUUGUUAGAUUAUUCAGAAGAAACUCAAAUAACACAACGAAUGGUGUGGCAUUUUUUAUAUCAAAUAAGUCAGACGUCGUUAGCGCAAGACGGAGAUGCACGAUAUUUGGCACGUGAAGUAUUAUCAGGAAAAAUAACGACUGCUGCUGACAUGUUCAGUUUAGGUAUGACAGCAUUAGAAUUAGUGUCUGAUUUUAAUAUGCCAGCAACGGGUGAUUUAUGGACAGAUAUUCGUGAUAUGAAUAUACCACCUGAGAUAACAAAUAAUUUAAGUGAUAUUGGUUUGAAAAAAUUAUUGUUUUUAUUGAUUAAUCCCGACCAUACUAAGAGACCAUCUUCAAAGGAAGUAUUAGACAAUUCAACUAUACAGCAAAUUCGAACAGAAACUUCACCAUUUGCAGUUAUGGAAAAGCCAAUGUCUCCUGAUCCAUCACCGAGCACAGAUUGUCGAACACCAACAAAGAAACCAAAACGUCCACCCUAUGCCGUUUACAAUGAUGAUUCAGAAGAUGAUAUACGCCAUUCCAGUUGUUCUCGUGAUCUACACCUAAGUCCACCACCAUCACUCACCAUACAAGGAAUCGUGGAUCCUAUUCGCAUUCGUCUAUUUUCAACAAAAGAUGAUGAUAUUGAAAAAAUGGAUAACAAUAUUGAUCAGGAUUGUGAUAAUGAUCACAUUUUUUUUCGACGAUCACCGAUAGUGAAAGGAGCUAUUGGAAUUGAAACGACAGCAGACGAACGGUAUUGUAUACCGUUAGGAUUAGUGGAAGGAAGAGCUUUACUUCGGAUAUGGCCCUUAACACGAUUCGGAUUAAUUAAAAAUUGA
This is a messenger RNA of Didymodactylos carnosus, 1251 nucleotides long. The record is from the annotation of a GenBank genome assembly. Lineage: Eukaryota; Metazoa; Rotifera; Eurotatoria; Philodinida; Philodinidae.